Messenger RNA from Enhydra lutris kenyoni (northern sea otter), 1270 nucleotides. Its product is annotated as transmembrane protein 71. The transcript has 10 exons. The record is from RefSeq and is a predicted model, not a curated record. Lineage: Eukaryota; Metazoa; Chordata; Mammalia; Carnivora; Mustelidae. The coding region runs from base 297 to 1169 and encodes 290 amino acids.
AAAAGAACAAGAGGCCACUGAAGACAAAACUUUCUGCAAACGCCUGCACACGCUGAUGCGCGCAGGCGUCUGUCAGGAGGAGAGAGUGCUCUUCAUUGCAGGACUUCUAUGCACCUGUUAACACUCUGACAUGAUUUUCAGCUGAAGAACUGCUAAGUCCUGGAUUUUUUCACCGUCGACCCGAGGAAACUUUGCAUGUCAGUAAUUUUUCUAUUUAUCACAAAGAAGAAGAAAGUGGGAACUCCCUUUGGAAGGAACAUAAAAUCUGUGAAGUUUGAACAAGCAGGCUUCCCAAGAUGUACGGAAUAUCUCAAAUGAUGUCAACACCAGUGGCAAGUUCUUCUGGCUCUGAGAGAAGAUAUACUGGAGAGCUGUCUCCCACAUGUGUUUUCCCAAGUUUUGCCUGUGAUUUCCUGGAUGGUGACACUUCCUUCAAAUGCUGCUCUGUAGAUCUAACAGCCUCCCACUUUGCCUGUCGCCGAAGUCCCAGACUCCUCUCCAAUGGAUACUACACUUGGACAGAAGACAGUUUCCUCUGUGACAAAGAUGGCAAUGUAACUCUGAACCCACCCCAGACCAAUGUUCUUUACAAGGAGAAUUUAGUUAGAAUAUUUAGAAAGAAAAAGAGAGUCCGCCGUUCCUUUUCUAAUCUCUUCAGCCUCGGUACCUCUAAAUCCUGGCUGCAUGGAAACAUCUUUGGCGAUGUUGACUCUUCCUUAAGUGAGGACGCCUGGUUAGAGGAGGUCAGGAGGCUGGACAUGCAGCAUUGCAAUGAAACUGGAGGGGAUUCUGACUGUUCCCUGACUGAUGCCUGGGAGUCAGAACAGCCGAAUGUAGCCCCCUCCUCUAGCCAUGCCAUGUCUCAGAUUCCACGACAAAACUCCCACGAUGGGGCUCUUCAGUCUCAUGUGAUGUCUUCUGAACAUUUCCCAGGGAACAUUUUGGAUCGUGCAAAAGCCAGUCUGUGGCAAGAGGUCUCCUUUCCAGCAAUUCUGCUGGCUGUGUUCCUUAUCAUCUGUGCAUGUGCAAGAUGGUUUCUGGAAGGAAUAUUAGUCAGUGUCUUCACAUGUUCACUGGUGGUGAUUAUUGCCUAUACUGCCAAGCCAUUAUUUCUUGGCCUUGCCAGCUAUGUCAAAACCACCACCUAUGCUCAGUUUGCCAAAAUUUGACAACCACUUAGGAAUGUCUCUGAUGAAUGCCUUCAAUCUGAAUAUCCAGAAAUUGUCUGAUUUGCAGUCUGCUUGGAAUCAAUUGUUUUAUUGGAGGAGAA